Molecule: messenger RNA, 2731 nt
Organism: Trichoderma asperellum CBS 433.97
Lineage: Eukaryota; Fungi; Ascomycota; Sordariomycetes; Hypocreales; Hypocreaceae
Source: RefSeq, a predicted model, not a curated record
AUGUCGCGACCGCAGACUCCACACGGCGUGUGCGCUCCAAGUACCGCUACCAGCGCAUCGACCCCCCUUGCAGCGCCGUCCCAGCUGGCAGCAACCACAGCGCUAGCGGAGGCACAUGCCGCCAGCGGCUCUGCCCACCCACAGCUGCACUGCCAGCACAGGUACCGACCUCGCCCCCUAUUCCAGGCUCGCGCACCGGCGCUCAUUCACCCCUUGUCUUCCCUCUCGCGCGCUGCCUUCACUGCAGGUCAGAUCCAGCGUCUCUCCGACCUCUCCGCCGGCCACAAGCAACACCAGCCGCCUUCACAAGCCCCCCCACGCGCACUCCCAUCGCCCCACUAUUUGCCUCCCUCGCUCCAGUCUAGUGCCUUCAUUGUUUGCGCCCAUAGCGCAUCAUUACUCAUCACCAACUUCAACCUCUCGCUAAGAGUGCGUCUCGCCGUUGCGCCUUUCCGUCGCGUCGCAUCGCAUCGCAUCGCAUCGCAGUGCAUCGCACAGCCAGCAGCGAGCAUGUCCAUGUUUCGGUUCUGGAGCUCCGAGUCACGGGGAAGCGAGAAGACCAUCAACGGGUCGCCCGCUACCACCGCCAGCCAGCCAAGCCGAAGUUCGUCUGUCGCAAGCGAUUCAUCGGCACGGCCAGUGCCUUUGAAGCGGGCGCAUUGCGGCGACGAUGAUGACGAAGCCUUGAGCUAUGUUGCGCCGGCAAAACGCGCAAAGACUGGCUCUGAAGCCUUUGUCGAGAAGUCGUCUUGUCCGAGAUCUGAACCGUGUGCCCUCGAGAGCGCUAGGGACUUGAUCCAAGCUGAAUUCUGCCAGGAAAUCCUGCUCAAACAUAAAGAGUUAAGAUUGAUCAACCAAGAGCUGGCCAAGUGCCAGAUUGCGCUUGAGCAGCUGCGACGAUGCCACCUAAUCCCGUAUCCUGUGAAUUGUCCCACCCCGCAACAAAUGUUAGAUGUCAGCGCCGGAAAAGGUCCUGCAGUAGCCGCCAAGGCCGGUGAUGCCGUCCCUCGUUGGGCUCCUCCUUUUGGCGUCGUCGAUGGACCCUACUCUCGGCACUAUGCCAAGUGGCUCAUCCCUGAUCCAGCCUUUGACGGCAUGCAACCGGAGCUGCCUCGUGCUCCUGCCCGUGGCUUCAUCGUGGAAGGAAGAACAACUAGGAACAGUAAUGGUGAUUUUGGAAUUGGACUUGUCAAGGGACGCCGUGGCAACGGCAGUCAGAAGUUUGAGUCUCUGUCGAGCGGCUACCCUCCACCCAAGGACAAGGUAGGCCCAUGCGUCCUGACACGCUCGGAUGGCCAAACCGUCAAGCUUGUCUGCCUGGACUGCCAUCGUGACAACUUUUCGAGCACCCAAGGCUUUAUCAACCACUGCCGCAUAGCACACAAGCGUGAUUUCAAGAGCCAUGAGGAGGCUGCCGUCCAUUGCGGCCAACCUUAUGAUGCUUCCGAGGCGGGUAACAGUAGCAUCUCCAAGGACAGCAAAACAUCUGCCCCCUCUUCGGCCCCGGUCGCCGCUGCCGCCACCAGUACCACUGUCUCCUCCACGCCCUACGUGCAUGCCUUUGCGCGCCAUGACUUGGCCGAUCAAGACAUCUUCAAGUCUCUCCGGAUGAGAAUUUCCGACUCGCUAAAUCUUUACAACCAGGGCAAGCUGUCGGUUGUCAAGGUACCUCGCAACGUCAAUGCUGUCGCCUAUCCCGGCAAGGCACAUCCCGGCAAGGCACCGGGCUUUGGCCCUUCAGCUGAUGCGCCACACUUGUCUCGCCUCUUGAAAGCCCGUAACUUCCAAGGCAAUCUCCACGAUGUUGUUGCUGAUGCAAAGAAGAAGAUAUCACUAGAGUUUGCCGCCGGAGAGGAAUCAGAGGUUGAAGGCUCCAUCUCCCCUAUGCGGAAUUCACCGCCUGCCCGAGCGUCGGUUGUUAUGCGCAUGCCCGCUCGGACCGCGAAGACGCCCACUGCCAUGGGCCCCUCAGCCCGUCCGACAAGCAGCAAAGGCCGUUCAGCCCACAUGCUCUUGGCAUCUCCAUCAGAUUCUGACAUGGCCAUCAUGUCCGGCAAUCACCGAUCGAGCACGAUGCUAUCGGAUGAGGACAUGGACAUGGAGGAUGCUGACUUGAGCCCCAACACGCUCGUCAGCAACAAUGCGCCUUCCCUAGUUAGUGACGACGGGGAGUACGAUGAUUCUGAUGAAGGCUCUUCCAUCUCGGGAGCAAGCGACCAGCUAGAGGCGGAAUCGGUAUCAGACGUUGCCGAGUUUGCGUUGGACUAUGAGGCAGACCCUCGAGGUCUACGCCGAGAGUCCGCAAGCAUUGCAGGACCUGUGCGUCUUCGCAAGGAAGAAACCAAGCCAGUCACAUUCAUUGGUCCCGUCAGAAACAGUGCCAAAGAAGGACGACAACGACAUGUCUAAAGUCUUGCCUUUUUUCUGUCAUGAUCACCUAUCAUUACUCCGGCCAUGAACUCUUAUAGAGCUAAUCCCCCUUUGGAUUCUCCUUUAACUUCUUAUCACCUCUUUUUUGCGCCCUUUAAGAAUUAUAACUCUGUUUUUUAGUUGUUUAUGACCUUUUUUUCUAUGACGUCCUUUUUUACUCAAUUCGAAAUCUCUCAAUGGUCACUGGGCUGGGUUUGGCUUGCAUUUUUAUUUUAUAUAUCUCUUUUAACUGGCGCCAACUGGUUUAUUCGGGAGGCAUUUCGGAAUUCUUGCGCGUGUUUUUUUGUAUUAGAGGCUCGGG